UUUGCACACCUCCUUUCUCCUUUGACCAUAUUUGCCUAGCUUACUGCUUCUCCAUUUUCUCUCCAUCUUUCUUCUUCUUCUUACACACUACCUUAAUCUUUUUAUAUUUUCAACCCAUCAAAGUUAAGCUCUAGUAGUUGCCUUCAACAUUACAUACAUCAAGAGAAAAAAAUACAAGUAGAUUGAAACUAAAGCAUAUUACACAGUGUGUGUGUGUCAUUCUUUUUUUUUUUUUUUUCAUUUUCACAGUGUGUAUAGUUUUUGUUAACUGGGGUUUUAUCAAGAUUCAUUUUUUUUCCAUUUUCACAUUGUGUGUGACUUGUGAGUGUGUGUGUUUUAUUGUUGUUAACUGUGGUAUAUCAAGAUUCAAUUUUUAUCCCUUUCACAUAGUGUGUAAGUGUGUGUGUGUUUUGUCAAGUGGGGUUAAUCAAGAUUCAAUUUUUGCCCUUUUUUACAGUGUGUGUGUUUUGUCAACUGGAGUUUAUCAAGAUUAAAUCUUUUUUCAUUUCCACAGUGUGUGUGUGUUUUGUUAAGUGGGGUUAAUCAAGAUUCAAUUUUUGCCCAUUUUUACAGUGUGUGUUUUGUCAACUGGAGUUUAUCAAGAUUAAGUCUUUUUUCAUUUCCACAGUGUGUGUGUGUUUUGUUAAGUGGGGUUAAUCAAGAUUCAAUUUUUUCCCAUUUUCACAUAGUGUGUGUGCUGUCAAGUGAGGUUAAUCAAAAUUCAAUUUUUGCCCCAUUUUCAUAGUGUGUGUGUGUAUGUGUGUUUUGUCAAGUGGGGUAUAUCAAGAUUCAAUUUAUUUUCCAUUUUAGCUGUGAAAAUGGUAAUGGAAGGUAUUCAAGAAGAUAUAGGUGAUGGAAAUAUGCAAUGUGUGAAUCAUCCUUAUAAAAACAGUUCUCCAGGUGGGAUCUGUGCAUUUUGUCUUCAAGAAAAACUUGGAAAAUUAGUUUCUUCCUCUUUCUCUUCAUCUGUUUUCCCUUCAAGUACUCCUUCACUUAGAUCUGAUAAUUUUGUGGCUACAACUUCAACCCUACAAGUCCCAACAAAUAACAAAAAUACCACCACUGAUUGUAUUAACUAUCAUCCUUAUGAUAACAACAAUAUGAGGAAAUCAAGAAUGCAAUUUAUGUUGACACAACAAAAAAAGAAGAGUAAUGGUAAUGUUAAUGGUAGUGUUAAUAUGGCAAGUUCUGGUUCAGAUUCUGGUAUUGUUUUUAAGAGAAGUAAGUCUACUACAACUCCAAGAAAUCAUUUGCAUUACUUGGAAGCUAAUGAAAGUGAAGAUUAUGGUCCUCAUAGAAAAGGGUUCUGGUCAUUUCUUCAUUACUCAUCAUCCUCAAAGCAUUAUUCUUCAACAGGAUCAUCUAUGAAUGGUUCUACAAGAUCAAGGGAGAAGAAGAAAGAAGAGAUUGUUGUAGUAGAGGGGGAGAAUGAAAGUCCUAAUGAGUCUUCAUUUAACAAUAAAGUUGCAAGAUCAAGAUCUGUUGGCUGUGGAAGUAGGAGUUUUUCAGGUGACUUAUUUGAAAAAAUCUCCACAGGUUUUGGAGAUUGCACACUAAGAAGAAUUGAGUCACAAAGAGAAAACAAGCCAAGAUUUUCAUCUGUUCAUCACAAAGAAAGAGUCAACUGUGGAGGCAUAUUAUCUUAUUUAGUUUCUUCUGAAGUAAAUAUGAAUGGAAAAUCCCAUCACAUUUCUAAUGGAAGGAGUAAGAACUGGGGAUGGGCAUUAGCAAGUCCAAUGAGAGCUUUUAGUAAAACAUCAUCAUCAUCGUCAAGUGAGAAAAAAGAAGACUCAAAUAACAAGAAUUCCACCCCAAACUUGGAUGGAAUUCCUUCUUUGUUGACUGUGUGAAGCUAAGCGAGAAUUCUUUAAUUUGAUUUUUAUUAAGUGAAAGGCGCUAACGUUUUGAAAAGAUGAAGAUCUGGGCUAUCGAUCCAGAAAGACGAGAUAGAAUUGUUAUUGAGUAUUCAAAGCGUUGAAAAUGAAGUCCUAAGAUUGAUUUGAUGCCUCCAUAGCUGCUACUGAUACUAUUACACAAAUUUGCAUUAUUUCUUGUGUAGAAACUAUGUUUAUUUAUCAGGUUUUAUCAACUAAUUUCUCUGUUUCAUCACUGUUUAUUAGAGUUCUCCUUUUUUGGUCCUAUUGUAAGGUUGAUGUUGAUUUCUGAUGAUUUUGUGGAUAAUUAUCACUUUUGUAUGACAAUGUAGAAUGAUGAUGAUGA
Molecule: messenger RNA, 2220 nt
Organism: Lycium barbarum (goji berry)
Lineage: Eukaryota; Viridiplantae; Streptophyta; Magnoliopsida; Solanales; Solanaceae
Exons: 2
Coding region: 819-1850 (343 amino acids)
Source: RefSeq, a predicted model, not a curated record